CAAGAAUUUGUUUGCCUUUUCUUUCCAUUUCUCUGCAGUUUUUUUUCAAGGAUUGCCAGUUUUUGUUUGUUGUUUCUCUGAGUCAGUCCAGCUUUCUCUUCCAUUGUAACCCACAGUUUUUCAAAUUCCAGCACUGCAAAGAAUCGAAAGUAGCGCUGCUGCUGCUUCUUCUUCUUCUUCUUCUUCUUCUUCUUCACAGUUGAUACACCGUACCAAUCAAUUAAACAAGACUCUCUCCGUAUUUUUCAAGGUCUGCUGCAUUUCUUUUAGGGAGUUUCCAUCUGGGUCUCAUUCAUGGAAGCUUCAUCACCCAUCUCAAUCCAACAAACCCCUCUCCAAGACCAUCCAUCUGAGCCCUCUCCAAAACCUUACAAGAAAAGCUUCGUUACCACUCUAAUGGAGGCCGCCACUCUUCGCACUCCUUCCUUCAAGGAAGACACCUAUUUCAUCUCCCAUCUCAAAUCCUCCGAGAAGAAAGCGCUGCUAGAGUUCAGGGAUAAACUCUCCGCCUCUUAUGAUUCUGAUAGUGAGUGUUCGAUGUGGGGUAUUCCUCUUAUGAGUGGAGACGAGAAGGCUGACGUGAUACUUUUGAAGUUUUUGCGUGCCAGAGACUUUAGAGUCCCUGAUGCGCUUCGCAUGCUGGAUAAAUGCUUAUCCUGGAGAAAAGAGUUUGGAGCAGACAGCAUCUGUGAGGUGGACUUGGGUUUUAAGGAGCUUGAAGGUGUUGUGGCUUACAUGCAUGGGUAUGACAGAGAGGGACACCCUGUUUGCUACAAUGCCUAUGGGGUCUUUAAGGACAAGGAAAUGUAUGAGAGGAUAUUCGGAGAUGAAGAGAAGCUCAAGAAGUUCCUGAGAUGGAGAGUUCAGGUGCUGGAGAGAGGGAUUAAACUUCUGAAUUUUAAGCCUGGUGGAGUCAACUCCAUUAUUCAAGUGACUGAUCUCAAAGACAUGCCUAAAAGAGAGCUUAGGGUCGCUUCUAAUCAGAUCCUCUCUCUUUUUCAAGAUAAUUAUCCUGAAAUGGUGGCUCGUAAGAUUUUCAUCAAUGUCCCAUGGUACUUCAGCUUGUUGUAUUCGAUGUUCAGUCCAUUCCUAACUCAGCGAACUAGGAGCAAGUUCGUAAUCUCAAAGGAAGGAAAUUUUCCAGAGACUCUGUACAAAUUUAUAAGGCCUGAGGACAUUCCAGUUCAGUAUGGAGGACUAUGUCGACCCAGCGAUUUGCAGAAUGGCCCACCUAAACCUGCAUCCGAGUUUGCUGUAAAAGGAGGAGAGAAAGUGAACAUUCAGAUCGAAGGGAUUGAGGGUGGUGCAACAAUUACAUGGGACAUAGUGGUCGGAGGGUGGGACUUGGAGUACAGUGCAGAGUUCGUGCCGAAUGCAGAAGGGAGCUACACCAUUGCCGUGGAGAAGAUAAGGCAGGUGGCUCCCUCAGAGGAGGCAAUUCACAACUCUUACACUUCAAGAGAAGCAGGGAAGAUGGUGCUUUCAGUGGACAACACUGCUUCCAAGAGAAAAAAAGUCGCUGCCUAUCGAUACAUCGUCCGCAAAUCCACUGUUGUCUAGAUUGAAUAGCUUGGCUUAACUCUAAUAAUUAAGAGGUUUUUUCUUCUUCUUUCUUAUUCUUCUUCUUCUUCUUCUUUUUGGGUUAUUUUUGAGAGGCUAAAUCGAUGGGUGUGAACUGUUUUUAGUCUACUAGUACUUGACUGUACUAAUGCAAUGUAUAAAAACGGUGGCCACUACAUAGCUUUUAUAUAAUAUAAUGCCCAAUGUCUGCAAUCAGUUAAUGA
Messenger RNA from Hevea brasiliensis (rubber tree), 1784 nucleotides. Its product is annotated as patellin-6. Lineage: Eukaryota; Viridiplantae; Streptophyta; Magnoliopsida; Malpighiales; Euphorbiaceae. The record is from RefSeq and is a predicted model, not a curated record. Gene Ontology annotation, molecular function: lipid binding. Bases 295 to 1560 code for a protein of 421 amino acids. The transcript is spliced from 4 exons.